Messenger RNA from Aureobasidium subglaciale EXF-2481, 1603 nucleotides. RefSeq lists its product as uncharacterized. The coding region runs from base 348 to 1538 and encodes 396 amino acids. Lineage: Eukaryota; Fungi; Ascomycota; Dothideomycetes; Dothideales; Saccotheciaceae. The transcript has a single exon. The record is from RefSeq and is a predicted model, not a curated record.
GUUCGUCCCGUGAUGGUCUUUUGAUUGACACUCGUCUACGAGCGACCGACACCCACCCUACGGUGAAUUGACCGGAUGCGCGUACUCGGCUUCCAGCGUCGUAGUCUCUCUUCGCACGCAGAUAGCCGCACCCACAAUAAGAAGGUACGCGUCGCUAAUCGUUGCUAGUGGUGGAAGUGUCCAGCAGGUUGACAAAAGUGUUAUCGGGUUGCGACAAAAGAAGCCCAUCCAGCUCAUUUCGCUUGGCACAUGUCAUUCUCGCAUCUCUCCCCUCACACGCGAAACAUGAUCCACUCAACGCGUCUCCCUCACAUGCUGCUUCCCUAAUACGAGACCACAACAAUACCAUGCCGCGAAACCUACCAUGGCUUACCAAUCCCGCCCCAGUAACCAGCAAGUCAAGGACCUCUACAUCAACAGCAACGAUGAAACGACGUAAAAUCGACACUUCACCGCCUGCCUCUCCGAAUACCCUUGACGAAUUCAUCCGCCCGCAAAGGACAAUUGUGGUAAGAAGAAUUGCGCAACAGGCUCGCUCGCCUUCUACCUCUCCUCCGCCCGUGCCACCCAAAGAAGAGUUUAUGCGACAAGGCUGGGAUAAGGAUGAUGGUUGGCGCAUGGUGACUGAUGAGUUCAUGGCCACGGCUCAGUCUUUUACCGCACAUCUCGCACACGCCGAAUACAAACGUCAGAAAGCAUUGGCGAGGAAGAGGGAGCAGGCGCUUGGGGGCGCUGAUGCUAUUGCGCGACCUGUGGUGGGGGGUUUGAGUAAAGAAGGAAAGAGGACGAAGGAGGGGGAGCUGCACAGAGCGGCUGUCAGAGCAGUUGUAGGGGAGGGAGAGGAAGAGGAUGAGGAAGAGCCGUGGUUAGGGACACAAUUGGCGGGACUUAUGAUGAGUCCGAGGAAGAGGGGAGCUCUGCAGCCGAAAGCUGUGGUGGGGAGGAGUGCUACGAGGGCUGCUGCUGGCUUUGACAGGGCGAGACCUUUGGAUCUGAGAGGGAGACCAUUGGAAAGAGACAAGAGUCCAGAGGUGAAGAGAGAGGUCAGGAAAGAGGUGAAGAGAGAGGUCAGGAAAGACGUCAAGAUGGGAGAUGCACAAGACUCGACCGAUGAUGAUCUGGAUGCUGCUACACAAUCUAGGACUCUAUCUCGUCCACCUCGUCAACCUCGUCGAUCCGCAUCACCUACUCCCUCUCGUCCGAGCAACAGCAGACACUUUUCCCACAACCCUUCAUCAUCAAUAGCACCCUCAUCAGAGUUCUCCUCCGACAGAUCUUCACACAAGAAAUGCAAAAGCAUCGACCGCGACAUUUCUCGCCCAGCACCAAAGCGUGCUGUGAAACGCGAACCUUCACCAGCAAAGGUCAAAUUAGAGCCAGACUUUGGCUUCCAUCCCAUCCCUCAACCAUCACAGUCCGGCAUAUCAGCUGUUCAACGACGAAGAGAAGCAAGAUUGAAGCGUGAACGAGACGAAAAGACAAAGAUCAAGACGGAACCUAACGAUGACCUUGACGAAUUACCCACUUUUCUCUUCUAACUACUGCAUCACAUUCUCAUGACUUUGUCUUCUUGGACACGGCGUUAUUUGCAUUCAAAGAUACC